This is a messenger RNA of Monopterus albus (swamp eel), 3214 nucleotides long. It is a transcript of the gene mfn1b, whose product is annotated as mitofusin 1b. Gene Ontology annotation, biological process: mitochondrial fusion; mitochondrion localization. The record is from RefSeq and is a predicted model, not a curated record. The transcript has 18 exons. NCBI's taxonomy places the organism in Eukaryota, Metazoa, Chordata, Actinopteri, Synbranchiformes, Synbranchidae. Gene Ontology annotation, molecular function: GTP binding; GTPase activity. The coding region runs from base 227 to 2503 and encodes 758 amino acids. Gene Ontology annotation, cellular component: mitochondrial outer membrane.
UGCUACUGUCCUUGUGGCGCAAUGUCAAAGGAACUUUUGUUUUGAAAUCUGUCCCGGAAGCUGACUGUUUGUACCCACAUUGACAGUGGUGCCUUUAUGGAAUACGGAGGUUAGCCAGGCUGACAGAAAGUGUUUUAUAGGAAUUCAGCGUUUUGUCGCCGUGGAUCGGUGUUGUCUGUGUUAUGAGAAGCGGACACUGGCUGUCUUAGGACUGUGAUUGAACACCAUGGCUGCAGUUCCUCAACUCCGACGUACAGAUUCAGCUCGGGGGGAGUUUUCCCCUCUGAAGCACUUUGUUGUAGCCAAGAAGAAGAUAAGUGAUGUGUUUGAGCAGCUACUGAGUUAUGUGAAAGAGACUUCAGCAUUUGUAGAAGACAUCUGUGGGAAUAAAGCUCUGGAGAACAUUGCAAGUCAGGAUCAAAAGUUGGAGAUUCAGGCAUAUGCAGACAAACUUGCUGUCAUUAAGGAGGUGCUGGCACGCAGACACAUGAAAGUGGCUUUUUUUGGCAGGACCAGUAAUGGUAAAAGCACAGUGAUCAACGCUAUGCUGAGGGACCGUGUGCUGCCCAGCGGUAUUGGCCACACCACUAACUGCUUCCUGAGUGUGGAGGGCACAGAUGAUGACAGGGCCUACCUUAAGACUGAGGGCUCUGAUGAAGAGAAGAGCAUCAAGACUGUAAACCAGCUGGCUCAUGCACUCCACAUGGAUGAGAGUCUGGACUCUGGCUGUCUCGUCCGUGUGUUUUGGCCAAAGACCAAGUGCGCUCUGCUUCGAGACGACCUCGUACUUGUAGACAGCCCAGGGACAGAUGUUACAACACAACUGGACAGCUGGAUUGACAAGUUUUGCCUGGAUGCUGACGUCUUUGUGCUGGUGGCCAAUUCUGAAUCCACACUCAUGAACACGGAAAAGCAUUUUUUCCACAAAGUGAAUGAACGUCUGUCAAAGCCGAACAUCUUCAUCCUCAACAACCGCUGGGACGCCUCUGCAAACGAACCAGAGUACAUGGAGCAUGUGAAGAAGCAGCACACAGACCGUUGUAUCAACUUCCUGGUUGAGGAGCUGAAGGUUGUGGACCGUGAGCAGGCCCCCAAUCAUAUCUUCUUCAUCUCUGCCAAAGAGGUGCUGAACUCACGCAUGCAGCGUGCACAAGGCAUGCCUGAAACAGGUGGCGCUCUGGCUGAGGGCUUCCAGGAGAGACUACAGGAGUUUAAGAGCUUUGAGAGGAGGUUUGAGGAGUGUAUCUCGCAGUCAGCAGUGAAAACAAAGUUUGAGCAGCACACUAUCAGGGCCAAGCAGAUCACAGAAAAAGUCAAGAGCAUCAUGGACGACAUCAACAUCGAGGCGGCAGAGAAGAGAGUGGCGGCACAAGAGGACAGAGAGUAUCAGAUGGACCGACUGGAGUUUGUCAAGAAGCAGCUCAACUUACUGAUUGAGGACAUCAAGAACAAGAUCAAAGCCAUCAGUGAGGACGUGGAGUCCAAGGUAUCCAGCGCAAUGGAGGAGGAGAUCUGUCGUCUCCAUAUUAUCGUUGAUGAGUUCCAUGCUGACUUCCACCCCUCACCUCACGUCCUCAAGUGCUACAAGUCCGAGCUGCUGGCUCAUGUGGAGGAAGGGAUGGGCAAGAAUCUGGCCUUCCACUGCUCAGACGCCAUCAAUGCUUCUAUUCAGUCUUCUCAGAGAUACAUGAUAGAUAGCAUGCUCCCUCUGCUUCCCUCUGCGGUCCAGAACCAAGUGCACAUGUUGGUGCCCAGCAGGAAGUUUGACCUGAGUUACGACCUAAACUGUGCCACACUCUGCAGCGACUUCCAGGAGAACAUUGACUUUAAGUUUUCGUUGGGCUGGACAGCAUUAGUCCACCGCUUCCUGGGAUCCGUCAACGCACAGAGAGCACUCACACUGGUGGACCUGAACUUCAAGGCAUCUCAACCAGCAUUGCCUCAGGCCCGAACACCCUCCUCAGGACCCCAGUCCACCACAUCUCAGCCCAACCAUGAGACAGCCGUCAUGACCCAGGAAGACCUGAUGGUAGCCAUGGCAACCAAUGUCGCUUCCCUCACCUCGCGCACUUCAAUGGGUCUUAUCGUCGUUGGAGGAGUGGUAUGGAAAACAGUUGGUUGGAGGCUGAUCGCCCUGUCAGCCUCACUGUAUGGCUUGUUAUACCUGUACGAGAGACUCACCUGGACCACAAAGGCAAAGGAGCGUGCUCUAAAGCACCAGUUUGUGAACUAUGCAACCGAGAAGCUGCAGCUCAUCGUCAGCUUUACUAGUAGCAACUGCAGCCACCAGGUCCAGCAGGAGAUGGCUACGACCUUUGCCCAGCUCUGUCAGCAGGUGGACCAGACGCAGAAAGAGCUGGAGGCAGAAAUCCGCCAACUGACAAUCAACAUAGAUCAGCUGGAGGCCAUCCAGAACCACUCCAAGACCCUGCGACAUAAAGCCACAGCGAUGGAGAAACAGUUGGAGGCAUUCACAAACCAGUACCUGCAGUGUCAGCAGUGAAGCUGCUCCUCUUCAUUGCUUCAUAAUUUGGUUCAUGUUGAGCCAGUCAGCCCAGCGUCACCUCACCGCUCCUGGUGCUCUUCAUCACAUGAACUACACCACGGUUUCUCUAUGGACAAUAGUGCUGAGAAGAUUAGUUGAUUCAUUACUUUGUCAACAUAAAUUCAUAUGUUUUGAUAAUCAGUAAAAAUUUUUGUCAUUCAUAAGGAAAGCAUACCAAACCUUCAUAGCUUCUCAAACACUUGGUAUGGUUCUGUUUUUUGUUGUUGCUUCUUUGUUAAAGGUCAAUUUGAAGUUUUUGGUAACUUUUAAUGGACAUUUGUCAUUAAUUUCUGAAAUUUUGCAGACUGUUUUUCUAAUAAAACAGAGAGAUUACUCAAAAAAGUAAGCAAUCUGUAGUUUCACUCUGUGGACAGAGGAGAAUGGAGGCCCCUCCUCCUCAGCCAACCUGGUGCUGGACAAACAGCAGUGAACGUACUGUACAACAAAACUGCCUGCAACACAAACCUGUAUUCCAGUGUGCAAAGAUGCUCGACAAGCAGGUGCUUGAGUCUCGGUUGGCAUGAAGGCUAUGUACCAGUCGGGUGCUAUAUUUUGACACUAACAUGCUUCUAACUGUGAAUAUGCCUUUUUUUUCUUUUUGGACUAAUUCACUGUAUGUGGAGCAAAUGACGUUUUUGUGUGUACAAUUGUUCAUAUGUCUGUCCGGGC